Messenger RNA from Penicillium canescens, 1057 nucleotides. RefSeq lists its product as uncharacterized. NCBI's taxonomy places the organism in Eukaryota, Fungi, Ascomycota, Eurotiomycetes, Eurotiales, Aspergillaceae. Bases 17 to 1057 code for a protein of 346 amino acids. The transcript is spliced from 4 exons. The record is from RefSeq and is a predicted model, not a curated record.
CAAGAACUCGGUCAAAAUGCCUUUGGAUACGAUCUACCUGACCCGUCAUGGUCACCGCCUCAACUGGACCAUCGACUUCCGCACCGGCACCUACAAAGCCCAAUUCCCUACGCCGACAGGAAACCCAGCAGACCCAGCGCUGACCUCACAUGGCGUUCGGCAGUCGCACGAGCUGGCAGAACAUAUUGCUGCUCCUCAAUUUCACCCCAAACCAUUCCGUGUCUAUUCGAGUCCCUUCUACCGCUGUCUGCAGACGAUCCAGCCCUCCGUCGAAGAACUGAAGAGGAUAUCCGCCGAGUCUAGACAUGGCCAGCAGAAUGCCCCCGGUUUGAUUGACCGGCAUGCGGAUUUGGAUGUUAGGAUUGAGAAUGGAUUGGGAGAAUGGUUCGGCGCAACAAACUUCUUCGACCACCCCUCCCACCCAACUCCCAAAGAAAUGAGCCUCCACUUUCCAACCCUCAUCCCAGAAACAAGUCUCCAAAACUACACACCACUCCUAAUCCCCUCCAGACGCGGCGAGACAAUCGGCCAACUCCACAACCGCGUCGCGACAGUCCUGCAGGGUAUAAUCACCGACAUCGACGCUGACAUCACAGCUGUGGAGGCACAUUUACCCCCAGACCAGCGGACCAGCAAGUCCGUCUUGAUCUGCGCGCAUGCAGCCCCACUUAUUGCCAUGGGUCGUGCGUUGACGGGUCAUAUGCCUGAUGACAGUUCUGAAGAGGAUUUUAAUGUAUUCACUGCUGGCUUGAGUACGUUUAAGAGGCGGGGGACUUCGACUGCUGUUGCUGAGGGUAGACGAUUACGACCAGAGGGUGAGGGUGAAAGUCCUCUUGCUGAAGGCACGAAGUUUGUUCGUGCCUCGGGGGCUGUUCCAUGUUGGAAGAAUGGAAAUGGUGUUGGGGGAGGGUGGGAUUGUGUUUCGAACGGGGAUUGUAGCUUUUUGAGUACGGGUGCUGAACGUGGAUGGCAUUUCAAUGGUGAGGAGUCUUUUGAUACUGGUCCUAUGGCUCCGGCUUCUGAGCCAGCGCCGAGUAAGACUGGUACGAAGUUAUGA